UCCCGGAGGCUGGGCCUGGACCUCGAGGCAGCUCCAGUAAGGGGAGGAGGAGGAUAAGGAGGAAGGGCGCGUCCUGGUCGGUAUCCGGGGGCGGAGUCGGGGUUCCCGGAGUACUGGGGCGCAGGAGACUCGGAGGUUCGGGCCCUCCAGGGGCCAAUGGUCCCGAUGGGGGAGGGUGGGAUCCCCCCAGCCUUCCAGCUGCUUCUGCGCGCCUGCGAUCAGGGCGACACGGAGACGGCGCGGCGACUGCUGGAGCCUGGGGCGACAGCGUCGGAGCCGGCGGAGAGGGGCAUCCCGGACGAGGACGGGGGCGCGGGGCAGGCGGCAGCGUUGCUAGGGCCGGUGCCCGUGGACUGCACGGACGAAGCCGGCAACACGGCGCUGCAGUUUGCGGCGGCUGGAGGCUACGAGCCGCUCGUGAGGUUCUUGCUGCGGAAGGGGGCCUCGGUCAACAGCCGCAACCACUACGGCUGGAGCCCGCUCAUGCAGGCGGCAAGAUUUGGACACAUAAAUGUGCUUCACAUUCUGCUGGAAAAUGGGGCAGACAUUAAUGCACAGAACAGACUUGGGGCAAGUGUGCUCACAAUGGCUUCCAGAGGUGGCCAUCUCAGCGCAGUUAAACUCUUACUGGAAACUGGAGCCUUCAUUGAUAAUUAUGACCAUUUUAAUCACAGUGGUCUGGAGGAUGGCAACAAAGAGGACCUGCCAGACAUAACUGCCCUGAUGAUUGCUGCCCAGCAUGGACAUGAGGCAGUGGUCCACCUCUUAGUGGAGUGGGGAGCUGAUGCCAAUUACAAUGUUAAUACUAUGGGUUGGAGUCCACUGAUGUUGGCAGCUCUUAAUGGGAGAGUGAGUGUGGCUCAGCAGCUGGUGGACAAAGGAGCUAACCCUGACCAUGUCAAUGUGCUGGAUAAAACCUCUUUUGAAAUUGCUCUUGAUUUUAAACAUAAAGACAUGAUAGACUAUUUGGAUUCUGUCACAACUGUUAGACCCAAAACAGAUGAAGAGAAAAGACGACCUGAUAUUUUUCAUGCUUUAAAAAUGGGAAACUUUCAGCUUGUUAAAGAAAUUAUAGAUGAAGAUCCCAACCAAGUAAAUAUCAUUAAUGGGGAUGGAGCCUCACCCCUGAUGCUAGCAGCUGUCACUGGACAGUUGUCUCUUGUUCAGCUUCUUGUUGAGAGAAAUGCAGAUGUUGAUAAGCAGGAUAACGUUCAUGGAUGGACAGCACUAAUGCAGGCCACCUACCAUGGGAAUAAGGAGGUUGUUAAAUAUUUGUUAAAUCAAGGAACUGACGUUACUCUUCGGGCAAAAAAUGGAUAUACAGCUUUUGAUCUAGUCAUGCUGCUGAAUGACCCUGAUACGGAACUUGUACGGUUGUUGGCAUCAGUCUGCAUGCAAGUAAAUAAAGACAAAAGCAAGUCAAACAGCCAGUCGUCUUUUCCUCAUUCCAGGAUUAGACAGUCCUUGAGUGUCCCAGUGUUGCCAGAUGACAAAGGUGGAUUGAAGUCAUGGUGGAAUAGAAUGUCCAAUAGAUUCCGAAAGCUCAAGUUGACCCAAACAUUACAUCGAGGGCUUUCCAGUAAUCACCCUAUUCCUUUCACGGAUGAAUCUGAGCCAUCCUUGGAUUCUACAAUGAAAGCAACCCCCCAAGAUGAGACAAGAAAUUCUGGAAUUCCUGACAUUGCUACACAAAGCAAGGAUAAUGGUCCUUCCAGUACAAGAACAGAAAAAGAAGAUACAUUAUUGACAAUGAUGUUAAGAAAUGGUGCUCCUUUUACCAGACUCCCAAAUGAUAAGCUGAAAGCAGUAAUACCUCCUUUUUUACCACCUUCAAAUUUUGAGUUAUGGAACUCAGAUCGAACUCGAGUAAAUAGAGAUGGUCAGACAGAACAAAUGAAGAUGACAUUGCCGCAAAGAUCUGUCAAAUAUCAUCCUGUUGGCAGUGGAAACUCAGAUAUUACAUCUGCCAGACCUGUUAAAUUUCCAACUGUUACAAGAAGUCCUACUUCUCCUACAAAUUCAGGAAAUUUCAACCAAUCACCCCACUCUUCUGGUGGGUCCAGUGGCAUAAGUGGAAUUAACCGACAUGGUGGAGAACUACAUAACAGAUCAGGUGGCAGCAUAGAUAGUGUUUUGUCCCAAAUUGCAGCACAAAGGAAAAAAGCCGCAGGAUUAUCUGAACAGAAAUCCAGCCAUCAGUAUAGUCCAGUCUGUACAGCUCCUGGGUCCACCCUGCCUGAUGUCCAGGGUUCUCCGAUUUCGGGCAACAUCCAUAGUGGAAAGAAAUUGGAGAUCAGCAAAAGACCUCUAUCUGGAACCUCAACUACCUCCAAAAGCACCUCGCCCACGCUUACCCCAUCCCCGUCCCCAAAGGGGCACAAUGCAGAAUCCUCAGUUUCCUCCUCCUCUUCUCAUAGGCAGUCUAAGGGGAGUGGCGGCUCUAGCAGCGGAACUAUUACUGAUGAUGAUGAACUGACUGGAAUCCUGAAAAAAUUAUCACUUGAGAAAUAUCAGCCAAUUUUUGAGGAGCAAGAGGUGGACAUGGAAGCAUUCCUUACACUUACUGAUGGUGACUUGAAAGAGCUGGGUAUUAAGACAGAUGGCUCCAGGCAACAGAUUUUGGCAGCUAUUUCUGAAUUGAAUGCAGGCAAGGGACGUGAGAGGCAAAUUUUACAGGAAACCAUUCACAACUUCCAUUCUUCUUUUGAGAGCAGUGCCAGCAAUACCAGGUCUCCUGGGAACUGUCAGUCUACCACAUGUUGGGUAAGGCCAGAAGAAACAGCCUCUAAUAAGAGGUAACAGCAGCAUUGAUAUCCCUAAUGCUUGGGAGAUUGGUUGUCAUUAUACGUUUUCCAGAUGUGGCCAAACUUUAUUCCUAAUGCUGCUAAAAUUCCAUGCAUUCAGCCAAGAGAAAACAGCAACUGCUAAACCAGCUAUUUAAAAAUACUCCUUUUUCAUUGCUGCAUUGAUAGGAAGAAUGGCAAGAAAAGCCCACUUGUGUGUUUCUUCUUAGAUCAAAAGAAAGGAGAACAUCUAACAAAGACAAAACUGGACAAGUAGAAGCCAAAUGAUAGAAGAUGGUGAAUGCAUGUAUAAAAAGUGUGCUUAUAAAUUAAAAUAACUUCUGAAACAUACUGCAUCGUUAAUAAUAAAAUUAAGCAGCCAUUAGUGACUAUUAAAUAUGCUUAAAGAUUUACUGGAAGUCUCAGCAGACAUACAGUAGGUUUUCACUGAAUGAACCGUGUAUAAACUGAAGUCAACAAUCAGUUAUUAAGCACUUAAGGCAGACAGUGGAAGAUUUCAGAAAUCUAAAAUAUUAUUCCUUUCCUCAGCCUACUAGAGGGGAGAUAAGACUAGCAUGCAUUAAAGGAGUGAAGAGUAUAAAGAGAGUAAAUGGGAGGCAGACUAGAGACAAGAGUUCCUGGGUUCAAAUCUGGCCUCAGACACUUCCCAGCUGUGUGACCCUGGGCAAAUCACUUGACCCCCAUUGCCUAGCCCUUACCACUCUUCUGUCUCGGAGCCAAUACACAGUAUUGACUCCAAGAUGGAAGGUAAGGGUUUAAAAAAAAAGAAUCAAUACUGUGUAUUGGUUCCAAGGCAGAAGAGUGGUAAGGGCUAGGCAAUGGGGGUCAAGUGACUUGCCCAGGGUCACACAGCUGGGAAGUGUCUGAGGCCAGAUUUGAACCUAGGAUCUCCCAUCUCUAGGCCUGACUCUCACUCUACUGAGCUGCCCCCUCACAGUAUUGAUUCUAAGACAGAAGGUAAGGGUGAGAGAGAGAGAGAGAGAGACAGAGAGAGACAGAGAGAGAGAGAGGAGAGGAGAGGAGUUAAGUAUAUGAAUAAAGGCUACAUUUGGUUGGGAUAGGGGGUAGACCUGUGAUUCAAUUUGUAUAGAGACUCCCAGGGGAGAAAACUCCUCUCAGUGCCUGUCAGCAUAAAGCAGAGAUGCCAAAUACUCUCAAGUGCCACUGGAACUAGAUCAAAAUAUAAUUGGGAAAUGUUUAAGAGAAUAAAUAAAAAUACAAUAGAACAUAAUGUUAGUAUGUGGUUUUCUAAGUGAUACUGGAACCAUAUUAAAAUAUAAUUGGAAAGUAUUUAACAAAAUAAAUAAAAAUGUAAUAGAACAUAAUGUUAAUAAUGUGGUUUUCUAUGACCUUCAGGGACCUUUAGAUCCAACCAUUUCUACUUGAGUUUGAUACCACUGGCCCUGAGUACUGUGUGGUUAUGUGUCUUGCUUAAGAUUACAUAGCCAGUAUGUGUAAAUAGCUGGUCUGCAACUUGCCACAGGGAUUCAAAGAAGGGGGGAAAUCGAUAAGGACUUAAUCUAACAGUCAAUAUACUUCUACCUCAAGUCCAUAGAGAGUAAGAAUUGUUCCAUUUUUUUUAAUUUUAAAGAGAAAUUAAGACUAUUGGAGAAUUUAAAGAAUAAAGAAGAGGUCUUCAUCAAAUAUGAUUCAAAGAUUUUAAGACUGGGUGCCUGGGGACAUGGUAAUGCUACAGAAAAACAAAAGUGGAAAAUGAACAAAAAAGCUUUUAUUAAAUGCUUACUGUGUGUAAAGCUCA
Messenger RNA from Monodelphis domestica (gray short-tailed opossum), 4563 nucleotides. It is a transcript of the gene ANKS6, whose product is annotated as ankyrin repeat and sterile alpha motif domain containing 6. The record is from RefSeq and is a predicted model, not a curated record. Lineage: Eukaryota; Metazoa; Chordata; Mammalia; Didelphimorphia; Didelphidae. Gene Ontology annotation, biological process: innate immune response. Gene Ontology annotation, cellular component: cytoplasm. Gene Ontology annotation, molecular function: protein binding.